This is a messenger RNA of Fraxinus pennsylvanica, 2274 nucleotides long. NCBI's taxonomy places the organism in Eukaryota, Viridiplantae, Streptophyta, Magnoliopsida, Lamiales, Oleaceae. The record is from the annotation of a GenBank genome assembly.
AUGUGCCAGGACGAGGGGCAGGUGGCAAUCUUAUCCUUGACAUCCAUUUAUGACUCAUCAAUGCAACCAAUAGCUAGCCAACAGGUUUCCUCAAUAUACUUCCAACUACAAGCAAAAGUACAAGUGAGGCACGUGGGUGUGGAUAUGGGUUUAGCCACUGGCCCACUGCCUCCCGCAUUUUGGCACCCCAAAACCAGCAUCGGCGGGCCACGAUUUCCAUCAGACUCUGACAUAAACUUUGGCUACGAGGAGGAAGACGAAGACUACGACGAAGAUGUUGCAAGGAGGGGAAAGAUGAAAUGCCUUUCGUGCAAUGAGGAGUACGUGGCAUGUGAUGCCGGCACGUACAGGGAGUGCUACGGAGAGGCCGAUAAGACGGAUGAGGAGCUCAAGCGCGAGAUCGAGGACCUCAAGGCCAAGGUCAAUUUCCUCCGGCUAUUCUCCGCUGGUUCUGAUGGGACCAUCCCCAUUUCCAGGUCUAAUACGUUGGCCUUCUCCGAUGUUGUAUUAAUAGCCUCUAGUUCGACUGAUUUUGCCGAUCCUCAGUCCAAUUUUCCCUCCAUCCUUGCCCAUCGGGCUGUCCUAGUAUGUGGUGGAGGCCUCCUAGGACUCUCUGAUGGCAGAACUGCACAUGCUGAUGCAGAUCAUGGUGAUAUUAAUAAGAAGAAGAAGAAAGUGGUAGUUCUUGGAACUGGUUGGGCUGGCACCAGUUUUCUUAAAAAUCUGAAAGAUCCUGGAUAUGAUGUUCAGGUGGUGUCACCAAGAAACUAUUUUGCUUUCACUCCUUUGUUACCAAGUGUCACCAAUGGAACGGUUGAAGCACGCAGUAUUGUGGAGCCGAUUCGUAAUAUUGUUAGAAAGAAAAAGUUCAAUGUUCAAUUCAAGGAAGCCGAGUGUCACAAAAUUGACACUCAAAACAAAAAAGUAUACUGCCGAUCAAUCCAAGACAACAAUUUGGGCGUCAGUGAAGAAUUUAGUGUAGAAUACGACUAUCUGGUGAUAGCCAUGGGUGCUCGUGUAAACACAUUCAAUACCCCUGGUGUUGUGGAGCAUGCACAUUUUUUGAAGGAGAUAGAAGAUGCACAAAGGAUCCGCAGAACAGUAAUAGACUGUUUUGAAAGGGCUUGUCUCCCCACAGUAAGUGAAGAGGAAAGGAAAAGAAUCCUGCAUUUUGUUAUUGUUGGAGGAGGUCCAACGGGAGUUGAGUUUGCAGCGGAGCUUCAUGACUUUGUGAUUGAUGAUCUAGCCAAACUCUAUCCUACUUUGAAGGACUAUGUGAAAAUCACACUGCUUGAGGCUACAGAUCAUAUUCUAAAUAUGUUUGAUAAAAGAAUUACUGUUUUUGCUGAAGAAAAAUUCCGGAGGGAUGGAAUUGACUUGAAAACUGGAUCAAUGGUUACAAAGGUUUCUGAUAAAGAAAUAUCUAUUAAAGAGACAGCCACUGGCCAAAAUGUAUCAAUUCCAUAUGGGAUGGUUGUCUGGUCAACCGGUAUUGGGACUCGCCCGGUUAUAACGGAUUUCAUGAAGCAAAUCGGUCAGGUAGCUGCCCAACAAGGUGCUUACCUUGCUGAUUGUUUCAAUCGAAUGGAGAUCUGCGAAAUGUAUCCUGAAGGUCCAUUAAGGUUCCGAGGAUCAGGAAGGCAUCGAUUCCGCCCAUUCAGGUACAAGCACUUGGGACAAUUUGCACCAUUAGGAGGAGAGCAAGCUGCAGCUCAACUUCCUGGAGACUGGGUUUCUAUUGGCCACAGCUCCCAGUGGCUCUGGUACUCUGUGUAUGCCAGAGCAAAAGUACAAGUGAGGCACGUGGGUGUGGAUAUGGGUUUAGCCACUGGCCCACUGCCUCCCGCUUUUUGGCACCCCAAAACCAGCAUCGGUGGGCCACGAUUUCCAUCAGACUCCUACAUAGACUUUGGCUACGAGGAGGAAGACGAAGACUACGACGAAGACGGAUUUGUUGCGAGGAGGGGAAAGAUGAAAUGCCUUUCGUGCAAUGAGGAGUACGUGGCAUGUGACGCUGGCACGUGCAGGGAGUGCUACGAAGAGGCCGACAAGACGGAUGAGGAGCUCAAGCGCGAUAUCGAGGACCUCAAGGCCAAGUUACGUAUUGAAAAUUCGAACUUCCGAGUAUUGACAAAUAAAUGUGAAAGAAGUGCAACCGAGAAUGAAUUUGUCAUUGCCGUGAAGCUAGAGGUGGCGAAGGACGGUGACAUAUUGACAGUGACGCCGACGCUGGCAGUGGAAGAGAAGGAGAAUGUGGAGAUGGAGGUGUGUUGA